This is a messenger RNA of Cheilinus undulatus (humphead wrasse), 3185 nucleotides long. Its product is annotated as protein FAM117A-like. NCBI's taxonomy places the organism in Eukaryota, Metazoa, Chordata, Actinopteri, Labriformes, Labridae. The coding region runs from base 520 to 1806 and encodes 428 amino acids. The transcript is spliced from 8 exons. The record is from RefSeq and is a predicted model, not a curated record.
CUUGUAACAGGAACGCGGAGGUGGAAAAUCACUCUGACCAUCUCGAAUGUUUCUGGGACUUCAAAAUACCCUGCAGCCCGAAAGACUAUAAUGAAACACAGCUUAAAGUUUUCCCAGGAGAAGCAGGAGUCUGCGUUGAAGUGACUUUUUCAAGCUGGAGCUGCUUCCUUGUUCGACAACGGGGUGAAAUAUCUCAACAUCCUCACAAAGAAACUUUGGCUGCUAGGCUGCUAACUCGCACACGAGCCAGACAAAAAGUAUGAUCACCGCUGAAGAAAUGAUCUCAAGCUUUGAGUAACGUCUCAUCUGUCGACCUUAAACCUACAGGUAGCUGAAUUCGCUCUGAAAUGCUUUACUGAAGUUUAAAUUUUGUAACGGUUGUGAAGUGGUCAUCAUUAUCAUCACCACCACCACCACCAGUGGAGGAAGGGUUACAGCUGGUAACUUGGCCACACAGCGCCCCCAAAUCUCAACCAGGCAGGACAUCCAUUGCUGCCGUGUAGUCCCAGGUCUGGAGAGAUGUCAGGUCGGAGUGGUGUGACACAGACCCGGGCAGCUUCUUUGGGUCCACAGCCCCUCAAAGCGACUAUUCCCUAUCAGCUGUCCAGCAAGACUCGAGCAAACCGCAGGGAUGGAAAGUCAGCUGGAAAGUCCAAACCGCAGCAGCUGAGCUCUGGCAUGAGGCGGACAGUGUCUCUUGAUGCCAUCAUCGGCCCAUACCUGCAGGGACAUUGGCCGAAAGAAGUUGAAGGCCAGAGCAGCGUGUGUCGCAAGGACAAAUCCACCCAGACCCCGGACUCGUGGUCAGAUGAAUCUCAGAGCAGGAGAGGCAGCAGCAGUCACAAACGAUCAGCAUCGUGGGGCAGCAGCGAGCAUCUGCGAGAGAUCGCUAAACUCAAACAACAGCUGCAGCAGCAGCGCAGCAAACCUGUAGUCUCAGGGGGGCAUGAGAAAGACCGCCAGCGGGGCUACCCUCAGGGGAGCUGUAGCCUAGGAACCACUCAGACUCAGCCGAUUCCCAUCCCCCUCUCUCCCUUGUCGACACUUGUCCCUCGACUGCGCUGCAGUGUGGAGGGCCUCAACCAGGAGCUGGAAGGCAUGUUCAUCUGCCAGCCUCCUCAUCCGCAGCCCAUGGUCCUUGAAGUUCCAGACGGUCACCGAGCUCCGGUCCCCCCUCAGAGCUGCAGCAGUGGAUCUCAGAGUGACCCCACUAACACACCUUUGUCCUCAUCUUCGUCCUCCUCCUCACCAAGCUCCCCUCCUGUUUACAUCUCCUCUUCCCCAGCAGUCUCUGAGGAUGCUCCUCCAGAGCUGCACCAAGGAUUGACCGACAGCGCAGAGAUGUGUCUCCUGUCCCCGUUCUCGUCCCAGAAUGAUGCUGACCCCACACUGCCACUGCUGAUGUCGUCUUCACCGGGACCAAACAAGAGCUGCUGUUUUCAAAGGGAACCACCAGAGGGCUGUGAAAAAGUCAGAGUCUGGGAGGAAACCAGCCCUUCACAUCAGCUAAAGCCAGCCCUCAUCCCCUCCUGCCCUGACCCCAACAAGGUAAACUUCACCCCCCAUGGAGGCUCUGCCUUCUGCCCCGUCAGCCUCCUCAAGCCCCUGCUCCCCUCCAUGGACCUUCUGUUCCGCAGCCUCGCCGUCUCUCCAGUGGGGAGCUGCUCGAGCCAAGGAACCAGCUCCUGCCAGGUGGCAUCCUCCAGCAACCGGGUCACUCCUCCUGGUCCUCCUUCAUCCACCACCAACAACUCUACUGCUGCUCCUGUGCUGGGAGAAAGCUCGGGAGAGGGGCUCGCUUUCUGAUCUUGAAAACAGUGAAGCAAAUACUUUAGUUGUCUGGAACGAAUUUGUCUAUUUUUGUUGCUUUAUUUUAAGGAAGGCUUAUUCCUUUGCUAUACAUGUCUGAAAUCUCAAAUGAAACAAAAUACUGAAAAAGAAUACGUCUUUGUGCUUGAGCUGCUUGUUAAGAAUUUUUGGUAUAGUGACAUUUCAAAUUAAACUGUUGGUUUUUAUUUCAUUAUCCAAAGAUGUUUUUAGGCCAAACAACAGUGAAAAUCCUCUCAUAUUUGCUUCUUUAUCAAUUGCUGCACAAUUUUCCCCAAAGAAGCCAUGACAAACACUUGAUUCUUAACCCUAUUUUAUUUACUCCUACCAAAAUGAAAGUAAACUGCUUCUUUUUUUACUUUCAAGAAAAUCUAAGAUAUCUGGAAUUCACUCUUUGUAUUUUUUUUUUUUAUCUAACCUGACCUCACACCCAUCUCUGGUGUACAAAGCAUGACAAAUCACUUGGGUACUUCUUAGUUUACAUGAUUAGAAAAAAAGACACAAUGAAUUAGAUAAUUGUAGACAGGAAUUUUCCACAUGUUGAACUUUGGUAGCAUCGAUACCUAAAGGCUUCAGCUCAUGCAUUCCUGCUUUAAAAAGUUGUAUAGCUGUGAUAUUUUUGUUGUCAUCCUGUUUACUUGUUAAAAAAGUAUCUUUUGCAUGUGUAAUGGAUACAAACCUGUUCUGCCUUGUUGUGCAUUUGAAGCUAUGUGUAAAGUUUGAAAAUUUCACAGCCUAGUUGACUACCUAACCCAUUUUAGUGGUGUAGAUUUCUUUUUCUACUGCAGAGCUGACAAGUUUAUGACAUUCAGAUAGUUUUAUUUCUCGUAGAUAUGUUUGCACAAAUUGAACUGCUACUUUUGAGUCGCAUUUCUUAUUUUUAUAUUCACUUUUUGUACUUUAAGAGUAGUGAUGUGUAUUUUUUUUACAUCUCUUUUCAAUUACCUGCAACAUAAGCUAAAAAAAAAAAGAACCUGUUACUUGUAGUUUUGUUCUGUCGGUGUAACCGAGGCAGGUGUUACACGAGAUACUGUAUUGGUGGAUUUUUAUGCACUUCCAGGAGAAGGUUUCUUUAAUACGUUAGUCCUGGUUUAUUGUCACUGACAGAAGUUUUGUUUGUGUGAAUGGAUGAAAAGUUAACUAGUCUGAUUUUUCUUGACUUCUACUAGUUUUAGUAUCCUGGUGAAAAUACUGAUGAGUUGAAACAUUGUAUUUUUCAGAUAAGUCUGUAUCAGUGUUUACUGUAUCAGUGUGGAUGCUGGGGACGUGCUGUUUCUCUCAGGUUCUGUGUUCUGUCCACAUAAAUAUGAUGAAUAAUAAGAUGUCUUUGUGCUUUAUUAAACCAGUCUUGAAUCUUG